GCGCGCAUGCGUGGUUGCUCUGCUGUGCCUAUCUGCAUGGGCGAGUGGAUCCAUCAAUGCAAAAAGAAACAUCUACGAUACCCUGGACGUGGAUCCCAGCGCCACACCGAGUCAGAUCAAGAAGGCUUUCCGAUCUUUGGCGCUCAAGUAUCACCCGGAUAAAAACAGGGGCGCAGAAGCAGAGGGGCGCUUCAGGGACAUAGCAGAAGCAGCAUUUUUCACCUCAAACUGACUUUUGUUUUGCCGUGAGCACAUCAGGCCGGAGGAAAUCCUGUGCCGCUUCAGCAAAACACAAAAUCUACACACAAAAGACAAGAGCUCAGCGUUUACCAGCCACAUCUACGUUUGGGAGAGCGCACUGGCAAAAUGAUGGAGGAGGUUAAGGAUGGCGCUGUCCUGAGUGUCCACGGCAACCGUAUCAAGGUGACGGAGGUGGUGAGAGAUGGAGACAACCUCACCUUCAUCAUCAUCUCACAGAAGCUCUCUGGGACGGGCGAGUACCAUGUGGCUCGCUCCUAUGACGACUUCGACUGGCUCCAGCAGCACCUGUUCUGUCAAGAAGAGGUGCCCGGGAUACAGGGCAUCAUAUUCCCUCCUCUUCCAGCCAAAGCUCAGGUGAACGCUUCAGCCAAAGUCGUCAAACAGCUGGGUAUUCUGGCUCUGGGAGACUGGAAGCCCUACGGCGCUGCACUGGAGCGCUUUCUCCAGCAGGUGGCGUCUCACAGCGUCCUGAGCAAAAACAAGGCAGUGGAGGACUUCCUCACCAGCUCAGAGCCUCCGGGUCGACAGAAAACCAAGAAGAACAUUUUCAACCGUCUGAGCCAAGCCGUGGAGGGGAUGAGGAAGGAGGGACAUAAGGACGUGGAGGAUUUCUUCCAGACCGAGCGAGACUUGAACCACACUUUGACCAGCGGCACUAAACUCGUGGCAGAGAAAUUUCUGGAUGUGGUGCAAACAGAACAAAAGAUCUCCGUGGCCUUGGGACACUUCUCGGCGGCGCUGCAGAUGUGUGUAGAGUCUGGAGACGACCCGGACAAACAGGCUUUCUCCAGGGUUUGUAAAAAUCUGUCUGAAGUCUUCAACUCGAUGGGGAAGCACAUGGGGAGUGUGGCAGAAAACAACAUGAAUACUCUGGGUCUGGGGCUGGAUCUGGAGGCUCGAUACCAGGAGGCGGAGAAGGAAAUGCUCUUCCGGAGAACGUGUAAACUGGUGGAGUUAGAAACAGCCAAGAGAAACGCAGAGAAGGCCAAACCUGUGAAGAAGCCCCUGAUGGAGGAGGUGAAGAAAACGACAGAGGCAGAGUUCAGUCAGAUCAGCGCGAUGGCCAAACAGGAGAUUAAACACUUUAAACAGGCGCGUGUGCAGAUGUUGCAGCAGGCUCUGGUUCUUUGGUGCGAAAAGCAGCUCGUCACAGCCAGAAAAAACACAGAGCAGCUGAAUGUGCAUCUGGAGACGGUCAGAGGGUUGGCCUAGUCCUGCCCAACGACUCUCUGCUCUUUAAGUUUGAUGUUAUUUCGUACUAACUGGACCCACCCUACUCUGCAACUCUAGCCUGGCCAGCCCAGACUACACACUUUUCUUUUCUAUUCAUAUGGAGCACAAUAGUCUCACUCACUCCGAAACCUGGUUCUGCAAGUAAAUUUCCCAUUAAUUUUUCCCAUAAAAAGUUUAAAGUUCUGAUAUUACGCAAAAUUGUAGUGGGAUUCUAUAUAACAAACCUUCAAAUUCUUAUACUUAUUUCGAUUUUUUUGUAAAGUAUGGGAAAAAUGAAUGAAAAGUCCUUCCAGAAGUGGUGGGCAGACACUGUUCUGAUUGGCUUGAUUGACAGAUGAACUAUCCAAUCAGAGAAACACAUGGUUAGUAUCAAAACAAACAUGGCGGCUCACAACAUUUAAAAUAACAUGAAGUGCUGAAAAACAGUGUGGAUUUUUGCAGAAUCGAUGACUGAACAACUAAACUGUUAAAGUUAAUGUAGAGUUUAAGAUUUAGUUCUGGAUGAUGUGAGAUUAUUUGAUAGAAAUUGUCUUCUGCCAUUAAGACAUGUGACGCUAACAGAGCUCAGGAUUGUGUCGCCUCAGACUAAUGUUAAAACUAUGAGAUUUUAAAGGUCCUAUAUUACACAAAACUGACUCUUGUGAACUUUAAGUCGUGUUCUAAUGCUGUUACCUCCUCAAAAAUAGACCUGGAGUUGUGUUUUGUUUUAUUCACACAUGUUUGAGUAACACUUUAUUAUUAGUCCAUUUACAUCUCCAAAACUCAAAAUGCUCUGUUCCACCUUGUGAUGUCAUGAAAUGGUAGUUUUACCUUUUGUUCAACAGAAAUGGGCAAUUGCAAGGCUGAAAUGAUCCAAAUGAUUCUAGUGAAGGUCUGUGGAGUUUAAAAACACAGACCUGGAGUUGUGUUUUGUUUCAUUCACACAUGUUUGAGUAACACUUAUUAUUAGUCUGUCACUAUUUUUUCCUUUAGUUCAGUAAAGAUUGGCAAUUCCAGAGUUGAAUUUAUCCAAAUGAUUCUAGUGAAGGUGUAUGGAGUUUAAAAACACAGUGGAGCACUUCCUGUAUCACCACAUGAUGACAUCACAAGGUGGAACAGAGUGUUUUCAGCUUGAGAGAACAACGCCAAAAUAUGCAGGGUUCGUGUGUUAAACAUGUGUGAAUGAAAUAAAACACAACUCCAGGUCUGUUUGUGAUGAGGAGACAUAGAUCACAAAGCAGCGUCAUAUGGGGCCUUUAAAAUUCUAAAAUGCUAAAUAAUCACCGUUUUGAUUUUUUGUAAUGUUUUAAAUUCCUGUGUGUUUGCUGUGAAUGUGACAAUUGAACACUUCAGAACUCAGGUGACCUAACGAAGCGUCUGCUGCUGCGUCGCUAGAGCCGAUUCUGUGUCCUGUUUGAACCUCACUCUGAAUAAACUGUGAUCAACUGUAACUGUCCCACUGCUGCCUCCGUCAAAUCACACACACCAUUAACCCGACACUCCGUGGGUUUACACUGUCUGCAGGGCCGUGUAAAGACGUCUGCAAGUCUGUUUCUAUAGUCAGAUUAAAGCCCCACUGUGUAACA
Periophthalmus magnuspinnatus is the source of this 3059-nucleotide messenger RNA. RefSeq lists its product as uncharacterized. Gene Ontology annotation, molecular function: phosphatidylinositol binding. The transcript has 15 exons. NCBI's taxonomy places the organism in Eukaryota, Metazoa, Chordata, Actinopteri, Gobiiformes, Gobiidae. The coding region runs from base 367 to 1473 and encodes 368 amino acids. The record is from RefSeq and is a predicted model, not a curated record.